UCCAUACAGUUAAAGAUGCCGCGCAAGAAGCCGUUCAGCACCAAGCAGAAGAAGAAGCAGCUGCAAGACAAAAGGGAGCGGAAGAGGGGACCUCUGGAAGCCGGGCGGUCCGAGUCAAACAGUCGAAGCCAGAGCAGAGAACGGGGAGAGGAAAAUACGGACACCUCUGACAGCGAGACCGUCCGACCUCAAGUAAGACGAAUCAACCAGCAGCCGCAGCUUCUUAAACCUGGAGAAAAAGGCUAUGACCCCAACAGGUAUCGACUACAGUUUGAGAGGGAGAGCAAAGAUGAAAUCGAAAGGAGGAAGAAAAUCGCCCAGGACAAAAUUCUGGAACCUGUUCCAGAAACCGAACUGGAAGUUGAUAUCGAGAAGAUAUACAGACCUGGAUCAGUGUUAGACUUCCCAAAACGGCCAGCCUGGCAUUACGACAUGAGCAAGGAGGCUUUGCAAUCGCAGGAGGAGAAGUCCUUUAAGGAUUACCUCCAGAAGAUCUACGAGAAUCACAACCCACGAGAUCUCAGCUACUUUGAACACAACUUGGAGACCUGGCGUCAGCUCUGGAGAGUUCUAGAGAUGUCAGACAUUGUCCUGCUGAUAACAGACAUCCGGCACCCGGUGCUGCAUUUCUCUCCAGCUCUGUAUGACUAUGUGACCCAAGACCUGGGAAGAGCUCUAAUCCUCGUUCUCAAUAAGACAGAUCUGGCCCCUCCAUCUCUAGUGGUGGCCUGGAAACAAUAUUUUCAGGAAAAGUUCCCCCAAGUCCAUGUUGUUUGCUUCACAUCCUACCCCAGGCAUCCAGAGGACGAGCAGGACCCCUCCGCAGUGUUUAAGAAGCGUAGAAAGAGACGCCGAGUUUGGAGUGCAGCUUUGGGCCCCAAUCAACUGCUGCGAGCCUGUGAGAUCAUCACAGCUGGGAACGUUGAUCUAUCUAGCUGGAGAGAGAAGAUUGAGAGAGACACCGCAGCACUGUGCUCCCCUGCUAGCAAAGAUGGAGACGGAGAGGACAAGGAUUCUGAUGAAAGUGAGGCUGUUCUAGCCCAGCAGGUCACCGAUGCAGAGCUUGGAGCCCCCAGCAGAGAGCGCUACAAGGAUGGCGUGCUAAGCAUUGGCUGUUUAGGAUUCCCCAACGUAGGGAAGUCAUCAUUAAUCAAUGGCCUUGUGGGCAAGAAGAUUGUCAGUGUUUCUCGAACACCGGGUCACACCAAGUACUUCCAGACCUAUUUCCUGACGCCCACUGUACGCCUGUGUGACUGCCCUGGCCUCAUCUUUCCAUCGCUGAUGGAUAAGCAACAGCAGCUACUUGCAGGCAUUUACCCCAUUGCCCAAAUUCAAGAACCUUAUAGCUCCGUGGGCUACCUGUCCUGCCGAAUACCUGUGCCCGGACUCCUUAAAUUGUCCCACCCAGAAGGAGGCAAGAAGGGUUGGACUGCAUGGGAUAUCUGUGACGCCUGGGCUGAAAAGCGUAACUAUAAGACUGCGAAAGCCGCACGCAAUGAUUCCUACCGAGCCGCCAACAGUUUGUUGCGCCUUGCCGUGGACGGACGACUUUGUUUAUGCAUGAGGCCCCCAGGUUACUCACUUCACAAAGAGACCUGGGAGCAACACCCGGACACACUGGAAAUGAUCAGCCUUGCAGAGGCCCGUGGCCACCCUGACAGUCACUCCUCCUCCGGAGGAGAGGAAGAGGAGGAUAUCUCCAGCUCAGGGGAGGAGGAAGAAGAACGAGACCGGGAUGCGGAUGAGGAGGAGGACGCAGAAGAAGAGAACAAAGAUAACACUUCUCAGUCCCAAGCCAAAAAAAGUGUCAAAACAAAAAGCGCAGAUGUCAACCCUUACGCCCUCCUUGGGGAAGAUGAGUGUUAAGUUUUGGAUGGGAAUUUUAACUUGGCUGUGCUUCAGAAGAGGUCAGAGUGUUGGCUUUUGUUUAUCAGCAUCCCAGUCCUUAAACUGUCUGCUAGGUGUCUAAGCAGAACCUGUUUCAGACAGUUUGUCAGGAGAAGCCGAUAGCAUUUGCUCAGUUAUUGCUUUUUUUCACUCCAAACUUGGCGAGGGGGGGAUUAUGGGAGUUUUGCAUUUUGAGGU
Molecule: messenger RNA, 2085 nt
Organism: Nanorana parkeri
Lineage: Eukaryota; Metazoa; Chordata; Amphibia; Anura; Dicroglossidae
Gene: GNL1
Product: G protein nucleolar 1 (putative)
Exons: 13
Coding region: 16-1866 (616 amino acids)
Molecular function (GO): GTPase activity; GTP binding
Source: RefSeq, a predicted model, not a curated record